GCGGGGAAAAGAGCCAAGGCGGAAUACUGUUUGUGCCGUUUUGUCACCCCGCUCAGUCUUGACACCCGGGCGGUCUGCCCCCACCGCAGCCCAUGGCCACACCUGCAUAGAUGUGCCAUCCCUGAUCACCUGAGCUGCCCAAUUCAUGGGGGAUGAAAGAUGCUGAAGUAUUUUGUGUGGGAGAGGAAGCAUCCUAAAAAUGAAGAUGUGUUGCAAAGGUGGUGCCUAUCAUAAGAGAAGGAUGCUUGGCCUUCAGAGUCUAUGGAAAUCCCAUGCACCUCUUCUCUCUGGAGGAGGAAUGGGAAGGUACAGCCACACCCUGUGUGAGGAACAAUCGCAGCAGUCAGUAAUCCAGGCUAGACUGCAAUCUGAACAGAUUAAUAAAAUAUUUUCUCAAUUGAAAGCUAUGUGGGUUGGCCGAGGAUGUUCUCUUGCACAUGGAGGAAGACUAGUCUCAUACAAUUAGCAUUGUCCCAGACAAAGUCCUUACAAAAGCAUCGGCUCAGGCGAAGUCCCUACCUCUGCACUUCUGAGCUGAAGGGAAAUGGCAUUUGGUGGAACUCUGUGGAUGCUGAUAUUAUAUACAUUUUCAUUCAUUCAUUCCUUGCUGUUUGCAUGGGGAGUCUAUUAUCAUUUUAAAAGGACCCACAUUCCUCCAGGAAUCAGCCAGGGCAUAAAAUUACGAGUUUUCAGUUUUGCAAUGGAAUAUACACUUGGACUGGGAUUGUUUCUGGAAAAACUGGGCAUUUGCCAUAGAUACAUCAUCUGGAGGAUUGCGUUCAAUGCCAUACUAACAGGAAAGGACUCAAAGUUGAUCAGUAAGGACCUGGUUUUUGAUGGGGUGCCAGUGAGGGUGUACUGGCCCAAGACACCAGCUGCUGGGAACAGGAGAGGAAUCAUCUAUCUUCAUGGAGGCGCUGGACUCACUGGAAGCUUCCGAGCCUCUGAAAAGAUCUGCCGUUUCAUGGCCAACCAAAGUGAUUCAGUGGUUGUGAGUGUUGGAUUUCGUUUAGCUCCUGAGCAUCCCUAUCCAGUCCCUGUACUGGACAGUUUAACUGCUACAAUACACUUUCUGAAGAAUGCAGAGGAAUACGGAGUGGACCCCAACUGCAUUGCCAUUGUUGGGGACAGUAGUGGAGGCACUUUUGCUGCAGCUAUUUGUCAAGAACUGGUGACCAGAGAGGACCUCCCAAGACUGCGAGCUCAGGUCCUGAUCUACCCAUUUCUACAAUCAGGGGACUUUGAUUUGCCAUCCUAUCAGCAAAACCAAUCAGUUCCUCUCUUGUACAGAAAACGAGCUAUCAAACUUGGUUUGACACAUCUCACUGGGAAGGAGAUCAAUGUGGACCUAGUUAUAAAAGGUGCCCAUAUCCCUACUGAUAUGAGGGAGAAGUACAAAAAAUGGGUCAGUGCUGAUAACAUUCCAGAAGAAUUUAAGGCCAGGGGCUAUGUCCCUAAUGCUCCUGCCCCAUUUUCAGAAGAACUUUAUGAACAAGUUAAAAGAGCUGGUGAGGCAAUGUUUUGCCCCCUUGUAGUAGAGGAUGACAUAAUCCGCCAGCUCCCGGAGACUUUCCUUCUAACUUGCGAGUAUGAUAUUCUCCGGGAUGAUGGGCUGUUGUACAAGAAGCGGUUAUUGGACAAUGGUGUGCCAGUGACACAUCAUCAUCUUCCAGAUGGAUUCCAUGCAACACUUAGCUUUUUUGGUUUAUGGCCACUUGAAUUUCCGAGCUCAAGGAAAUGUAUGGAGCAUGUGGUACAGUUCUUAAAAAGUUUAUAUAAAUGAAUGACCUUCUUUGUCUUCCAUUGGCAGCCUUCCCCUGUUGUGGCUGAACAUUCCCCUCUCCCUGUUGUCCCAAUCCUAAAGUAAGACGAGAAACUCAUAUCCAAAAUUCUACCCAAUCUGAUUGAUUAAAAUCACCAUGACAUUUGUAAGUUCAUAAGCAAAGCGCUGCUGGAUCAGGCCAUUGGUCCACCUCAUCCAGCAUCCUGUUCUCAGAGUGGCCAAGCAGAGGCCUCUUGUGAUGCCAGCAAGCAGUACCUGGGUGCAAGAAAUCUUUUGCAGCAUUCAGCGGCAUACAGCUUCCAAUAGUGGAGGAAGAACAUAGCUAUUGCCUCCUCCAUGAAUUGGGCCUAAUCCUCUUAAAGCCAUUCUACCGAGUCACCAGGUUAGCUUAUUCCAUUAACUGCUGCUACAUAAUAUUUGAAUAUAUUUAGCAAUAAAGAAGGCGCUUCUGUGUAUUAAGCCAAACUGAGCUAAGCCUAUGGGAGUGAUAUAAACACAUUUAAUUACACACAUUUAAUUAGACAGGAUUAUAGCAAACACUCAUUUCGUAACACUCAUUCCGCAUUCGUAAGAAAUUGAACUUUUAGUGUGGCAGGACACACACUUUGGAACUCCCUGCCUAUUGAUAGCAAACAGGGCCCCUCACCACACUAUGUUUGGUGCCUGAUAAAAUUGUUGUUAAUGCCAGCCUAUCCAGAUAUGAAUAAUGUUGAUAUAUGUUUUAAGCUCGUUGAUGAUUUCAUUACUCUUUUCUGAAUCUUUUAAACAGCUGUUGUUACUGAUACUUUUGUUGUUUUGUUCCUCUUGCAAACUGCUUUGCAAUCAAGGUGUAUAUAGAUUUCAUGAAACAAUAAAAAAUAAAGGUGUUAAAAAGCAA
Messenger RNA from Podarcis muralis (Common wall lizard), 2660 nucleotides. Its product is annotated as arylacetamide deacetylase-like 3. The record is from RefSeq and is a predicted model, not a curated record. Gene Ontology annotation, molecular function: carboxylic ester hydrolase activity. Lineage: Eukaryota; Metazoa; Chordata; Lepidosauria; Squamata; Lacertidae. Gene Ontology annotation, cellular component: membrane.